AUGACAGCGGAACGCUCCCUUUUUCGCUUUCUCAACUGGUCGCAAGAAUGCGGACCGAAACAGCCGAAGAGACUGGGGAAGAAAGGGAAAGAAGAAGAAAAGCCGACGAGAAGGAGAACAAAAAGGAAGGAAAGAAGAGAAACAAGCGAGAUUGAGGAGGGGGCAGAGGAAGGAGAAGAGGAGAGAAGAAGCAAAAGAAGCAGAAGGAAAGGUGGAGAGGGGUCCGAAUGCGGACUAGUGCAGCCUCGGCCAGCGGUUGAAAAGGGGCAUUUUGCUCUAGGGCCCGGCGAUCAUGUGCCUUCCGGUCUCCGGGUCUCCCAGGCACCGAAUUUUAUGUCCGCCACUGCAGUCCUUGGGUUAAUUGCUUCCAGAGUACGGUCUGUUAAUCUUAUCCUCAAGCUUAAACUCUCCUGCACAUCAAUGGAGUUUCUCAGGCACGUUGAGAGGGGGUGUGCCCCAGAUGUGCGGUUUCAAAUUAGAUUGGGAUGUAUCGAUUUGGCCACUAAUAGUCGGCAGUUCACUGGUUCCGUCAAACAUGUUCGACCUUACUAUGGGGACUAA
Aspergillus niger is the source of this 561-nucleotide messenger RNA. RefSeq lists its product as hypothetical. The record is from RefSeq and is a predicted model, not a curated record. Lineage: Eukaryota; Fungi; Ascomycota; Eurotiomycetes; Eurotiales; Aspergillaceae. The transcript has 2 exons. Bases 1 to 561 code for a protein of 186 amino acids.